CUGAUGCGGCAGCAGAAGCCUGUGUUUACUACCCCAUCAAUUCCCAGGGGAUCUGCAUAGGCCCCCUCCCCAGUUUCUUCCAGACUCUCCCCCCACCUCUUCUUGAGUUGCCUGUGGAACAGCCACAGGAAGAGGAGUCUGGCUACAGGGAUGCCCAGCGAGACUGAAGCAGAUACCAUGGUGAAGGAUGCAGCUUCUUCUGAUAUGGAACUCAUUGAGCUCAGUAGCAAUAACCUGGCAGAAAUCAACUUACAUGCAGUGGAAUCCAUCAGUGAUCUCCACUGUGCAUCCAGACUUGAGGACACCAAGGUCUCAGGAGGGGACAGCCCAUCUCAGCCCAACACCCCACGGACUCCUCAUGGCAUUUCCUCCAAGCAUUUCACCCUACCUAAUGAAGGCAGUUCAUCCUUCUUCCCAAGAGCUGCGGGAAUUAAUGUCAGCCCUGCAUACACCUACUGCCCCUGCUUCAGGCCCACGUGCUGCCCCAUCAGCUUCUUUGCUCUCCUAGGACUGCUUGUAAUGGCCAGUCUCGCUCUAGCCAUGCUGGCUGUGUAUCUGAGUGUCCUGCAGAGCGAGUCACUCCGUGGCAUUGCCCAGGGGCUGGAGUCGCAAGAGAAGACCAUCAGGCAAAUGAGAAUCCUGAGCUCACAACUAUGGUAUCAGCUAAAUGCCAGCGAUCCUGGGGCCGAGACCUGAGUUAGACAGUUCCAUCUGUCACCCCUCACACCUUCUUGGGGAGCUUAGUUUCAGUUCUACAGAAGACGGGAGACUCAUUCACUGCUUGGCACCCUUUGGACACUAAUGUGUAGGUCUGGACUAUGCGACUCUCAAAAGCAAUAAGCUCUCCAGAAUCACUAGCGGGACUUGCGGAGGUCUCUCUGCCCUAUGGCAGCAUUACCUGGAACACGGGAUGCUGCCAGAGGAAGAAGGCAGAAAUUCCACUGAGGAUGAAAGGGGAUGGGGUUUAUAUUCAGCAGCCUCCUACCAGCAUCUCAGCUGCUCCUUGUGUGCACACGAUAUUUUUAAAGAGAUACUAGCAGCACCAUAUUCACACUAAACAGCUCUACUUUAUACCCAUUUAUUUUGCCCAUGGAACACGUUACAAAGGUGUUGAAUAAGUAACAAUAAAACCCAGAUUGGCUUA
Hemicordylus capensis (graceful crag lizard) is the source of this 1144-nucleotide messenger RNA. RefSeq names its product leucine rich single-pass membrane protein 2 (gene LSMEM2). The record is from RefSeq and is a predicted model, not a curated record. The transcript has 4 exons. The coding region runs from base 151 to 696 and encodes 181 amino acids. Lineage: Eukaryota; Metazoa; Chordata; Lepidosauria; Squamata; Cordylidae.